Molecule: messenger RNA, 4733 nt
Organism: Mus musculus (house mouse)
Lineage: Eukaryota; Metazoa; Chordata; Mammalia; Rodentia; Muridae
Gene: Lrfn1
Product: leucine rich repeat and fibronectin type III domain containing 1
Exons: 4
Coding region: 1674-3974 (766 amino acids)
Biological process (GO): regulation of postsynaptic density assembly
Cellular component (GO): synapse; membrane; postsynaptic density membrane
Source: RefSeq, a predicted model, not a curated record
CAGUUGCCUAUAUCUUGAUGGUAAGGCUGGGGAAACUCUGGGGGUUCCUGGUGGCAGAAUCUUGUUGGAACCCGGCUUUGGGACUCAACCCCUUCCUGAUGGAAUCCCACCUGCUGAACUAUAUGACCUUUGGCCCUGGCUUGUGCCCGAUUCUUUUUGGAGAAGGGUGUAACAGGGACUGGAAGGGGUGUUAGAAUGUAUUUGGCCUGGGAAGUAGGUGGGGCAGGAGAGCCAGGGCCAUGAGGGAUGGGUAGCAGUGACUGAGUGUGAAGCUAGCUGUUCUGUUGACUGCUCUGGGCUUUGGUAUUUUGUGUGCAUUUACAAGUGUGUUGGUUCCUCAUGGGACUGUGGCCUGAGUGUAUCUGCCAUGGGUGAGCCUCUUAGAGUGCUUACAAAGUGCCAGUGUGCUUGUUCAUGGCUUCCUGCUUUGUCAGUGUGUGUUCGUGCCAGGGGUUCUGUGUACAUGUGUGAGGCGUGCACUGACUGUGCACGCGUGUGUCUGUUGGUGCUUUAUCUGCUCUAUGACUACCCAGUGGGAAUAUGUGAAGUUGCACGAAUGUGUUUAGGUGUGUAAGAGUGUGCACCUAUGUAUCUUUCAUUGUGCAGGUGAGUCUUAUAUGUGUGAGCCACUGUGUGUUGACAAGUGUGCAAAGGCUAUAUAGACGUAGCUGUCUGGUUGUCUAUUAAGGGGCAUGUGGGCUUUUCUGUAGCUGUACAUCUGUGAGUGUGCAACGGAUAGCCUGUGUGUAUGUGUAUAUGAGUGUUGUAUGCAGAUAUGCCAGCCUUGAGGGUGUGUGUCUAUCUUGGGAGUCCUUUCCUACUUUAGUCUCUGGGGACCAGGUUCUGUAUGUUUAGGCCUGUAUCUCUGCAAGAUACAUGUGUACCUGUGCCUUGGGCACAAGAUUGACCCUAAUUCUGGGUCUAGUGAGUGUGAUCUGUAGCACACCAAGGCGUAGUGUGUGGUCCUGGAACACAAAUGUGACUGUCUCCUGGGCUCAGUGUCCUGAAGGGUAUGGAGCACCCAGACUGGGCUGGUGUUCCCUGGGCGAGCUCGGGUUCGGACUCACAUAGAUCGGGAUGGAUCCCCCAGUGUAAAUGUGGACAGAAAGGAGAUGGUAGGAACCCUAGUGCUUCUGGACUCUGGAUACCACUCAUGUCUUUGAAGUUUGGGAGCCCAGAUGAAAACUCUUAAGUUCUAAAAGAAAAGAUGUCUGGCCCAUAUUUCUGAGUCUCAAAAAGAGAAGGCUGGGAAUUUGAAUUCUAGAGCUGCUAAGAAGAGUGGGUAAAUUCCAUAGUCAGGAGCCAGUGCAGGAGGGAUAAGGUUUCAGAGAUCCUGAGACCUCAGAGGGCAAAGCUCACAUGCAGGACCCUGAGACGCAGUCACUUAAGGUCUAGACAUGACUUUUAGAUCCCUCUGAGAGUAUGAUGAUCCUACAGCAGGAGGCCUGAGAAAGUAAUCGCUGUAAGGAUUCCCUUGGCUUAGAUGAUCUCCAAGGUAGCUUUUGGUGACUAGAAAAGAGCUCGAAGAUGCUAACUGGUUUUGUUCUUUUGCAGGUACCGGCCCAGGCCCUGACUCCUUGAAGAGAGAUGAAGAAACCGAGAUUCAGAGAGGUUCAGACACUUGCCCCAGGUCACACAGCUAGUCUCUCCCAUUCCUGCCUCCCCCCUGCACCAUGGCUCCAGGCCCCUUCUCCUCCGGGCUCUUUUCGCCACCACCUGCUGCUCUUCCCUUUCUGCUGUUGCUCUGGGCAGGAGCAUCUCGAGGCCAGCCCUGCCCUGGUCGCUGCAUCUGUCAGAACGUGGCACCUACGCUGACCAUGCUGUGUGCGAAGACGGGCCUGCUCUUUGUGCCACCCGCCAUCGACAGGCGUGUGGUAGAGCUGCGGCUCACUGACAACUUCAUUGCGGCUGUGCGUCGUCGAGACUUCGCCAAUAUGACCAGCCUGGUCCACCUCACCCUGUCUCGCAACACCAUUGGCCAGGUAGCAGCCGGCGCCUUUGCUGACCUCCGGGCUCUCCGGGCCCUGCACCUUGACAGCAACCGCCUGGCAGAGGUGCGAGGGGAUCAGCUCCGGGGCUUGGGUAACCUCCGCCACUUGAUCCUCGGCAACAAUCAGAUCCGUAAGGUGGAGUCGGCAGCCUUUGACGCCUUCCUGUCCACCGUGGAGGACCUGGAUCUAUCCUACAACAACCUGGAGGCACUGCCAUGGGAGGCGGUGGGUCAGAUGGUGAACUUGAACACCCUCACGCUGGACCACAACCUCAUUGAUCACAUUGCGGAGGGCACCUUCGUGCAGCUGCACAAACUCGUGCGCUUGGACAUGACCUCCAACCGUCUACAUAAAUUGCCCCCCGACGGACUGUUCCUGAGGUCCCAGGGCGGUGGGCCCAAGCCACCCACCCCAUUGACGGUCAGCUUCGGUGGCAACCCGCUGCACUGCAACUGUGAACUGCUCUGGCUUCGGCGCCUGACCAGGGAGGACGACUUGGAGACGUGUGCCACGCCCGAGCAUCUCACUGACCGCUAUUUCUGGUCCAUCCCGGAGGAGGAAUUUCUAUGUGAGCCCCCGCUCAUCACACGGCAAGCAGGGGGCCGGGCCCUGGUGGUAGAGGGCCAGGCUGUCAGUCUGCGCUGCCGGGCUGUGGGUGACCCCGAGCCCGUGGUGCAUUGGGUGGCACCUGAUGGACGGCUGCUGGGGAACUCCAGCCGGACUCGGGUCCGUGGUGACGGAACGCUGGAUGUGACUAUCACCACCCUGAGGGACAGCGGUACCUUCACUUGCAUAGCCUCCAAUGCUGCGGGGGAAGCCACAGCACCUGUGGAGGUAUGUGUGGUACCUCUGCCACUGAUGGCGCCCCCACCCGCUGCCCCGCCGCCUCUCACUGAACCUGGUUCUUCUGACAUCGCCACACCAGGCAGACCUGGUGCCAACGACUCAACCAGUGAGCGCAGGCUUGUGGCUGCUGAACUCACGUCUAGCUCUGUGCUCAUCCGCUGGCCGGCCCAGAGGCCAGUGCCUGGCAUCCGUAUGUACCAAGUGCAAUACAACAGCUCUGCAGAUGACUCCCUAGUCUACAGGAUGAUCCCUUCUACCAGCCAGACCUUCCUAGUGAAUGACCUGGCGGCUGGCCGCGCCUAUGAUUUGUGUGUGUUGGCAGUCUAUGACGACGGGGCCACCGCUCUGCCGGCUACCAGAGUGGUGGGCUGUGUGCAAUUCACCACCGCGGGAGAUCCUGCACCAUGCCGCCCGCUGAGGGCCCAUUUCUUGGGCGGCACCAUGAUCAUCGCCAUCGGGGGCGUCAUCGUAGCCUCGGUCCUCGUUUUCAUCGUUCUGCUCAUGAUUCGCUACAAGGUGUACGGAGAUGGGGACAGCCGCCGCAUCAAGGGGACGUCCAGGACGCCCCCUCGGGUCAGCCACGUGUGCUCUCAGACCAACGGCGCAGGUGCGCAGCAGGCCUCCGCCCCACCAGCUCCAGACCGCUACGAGGCGCUGCGGGAGGUGGCUGUCCCUGCGGCCAUCGAGGCAAAGGCCAUGGAGGCCGAGGCGACUUCCACUGAGCUAGAGGUGGUGCUUGGACGCUCUCUGGGUGGCUCCGCCACCUCGCUGUGCUUGCUGCCCUCCGAGGAAACUUCUGGGGAGGAAUCUAGGGCCAUGACCGGCCCUCGAAGGAGCCGUUCGGGGGCCUUGGGGCCUCCAACUUCAGCGCCCCCAACGCUAGCUCUGGUUCCUGGGGGAGCCCCGGCCCGACCGAGGCCACAACAACGCUAUUCCUUCGACGGGGACUACGGGGCGCUGUUCCAGAGUCACAGUUACCCGCGCCGCGCCCGGCGGACAAAGCGCCACCGGUCCACGCCACACCUGGACGGGGCCGGAGGGGGCGCGGCCGGGGAGGACGGAGACCUGGGGCUGGGCUCCGCCCGGGCACGCCUGGCCUUCACCAGCACCGAAUGGAUGCUGGAGAGUACCGUGUGAGCGACGGGCGCACGGGCACCGGGACGCCUGUGGGCCGCACUUAGUUGCCCAGCCCGGCCGGAUGCAGGGGAGGCUGGAGAGAAGGGACGCGCGAGGGGCGGGGCCGGCCGCCUCGGGAUUGGUGGCAGGUCGCCGGCCUCUCCGACUCCACCCCUCUGCCCCGUCCCCCGCGCGCUCGCGGACCUCGCCGGAGCCGGUGCCUUACACAGCGAAGCGCGGGGAGGGGCGGGGCCCCCCCACACUGCAGCACUGAGACACGAGUCCCCUACCCUACCCGGGACCCUGGGGCAGGGGCGAGGGGCCCAUUCCUUGUAUCUGGCUGGACUAGAUCUCUUCUGCCCCGCGGCGGCCUCCAAAGCCUCCAGUCCCCUCACUCAGCCCCAUCCCUGGUCCCACCAGUCUGGUUUGGAGGGAGGGGCUUCUCCUUUUUCCCCCCUACGUCCUUGUCUUUCCUGCCCUCUGUCGUCUGUUUUAAGUCCUUCCCUACUUGUCUCCCUUUUUUUCUGUCCCAUGGUCGUCUCUUCUCCCUCUGUCCUCCCUUGUUUCUUUAUUUUUUUGUCCAGUGUCCGUGUCUUUCCCGAUUCCCUGUCCUCACCAUCUUCCGGGCAGGUCCCACAGAAGGACCAGACUCUUCUCUCUACCUUCCUUCGCCCCACAAUGAAUCCCCACACAAACAAAAACCAAAUCCCCUUCUCGGAGCCGGGACCCUCCGCCACAGCAGAAUUAAACUUUUUUCUGUGUCUGAGGCGGCUCUGCUGA